This is a messenger RNA of Cuscuta europaea, 549 nucleotides long. Lineage: Eukaryota; Viridiplantae; Streptophyta; Magnoliopsida; Solanales; Convolvulaceae. The record is from the annotation of a GenBank genome assembly.
CAGACGUGCACCAAUAUAUCCCUGCCAGUGGAUGGGCGGUUCCAUUUCUCAGAGGAAUUAUUGGCCCGCACACAAAAAUUAAAGAUCGAAUUAUAUAUAUAUUAAUGACGAAGGGAAGUUUGCUGAAGAAGAUAAAGAAGUUAGUGGUCCGUAGAGCCGCCGUGGCAUCAUCUUCAGCAGCAGAAGCGGCGGCCGAGAAGUGGCGGGCGGAGGAGAAAAGGCGGCGCAUCCCGAGCGACGUUCCGAAGGGGCAUUUGGCAGUGUAUGUGGGAGAAAGGCAGAAGAGAUUUGUGAUCAAACUCACCACACUAAAGCACCCACUGUUCAUAUCGUUGCUGGACCAAUCAGAAUCAGCUGAGGUGGAAUCUGAUGAUUCCAAAUUCUGGAUUCCCUGUGACGAGAACAUCUUCAUCAGCGUCAUUCGUUGCGCUACGCCUCCCCCAACUAAACUUUUCUCUAUUUGCAUUUGUUAAUCCCCCAAUUAAUUAAAAACCACAAAUUAAACCUUUCUUUAAUUUAAUUUAAUUUCGGAAUCAUUUUUCAAGGCAU